AUGGUGGAUUCCUCGUUGUCCGGCAUCUGUCUGUUCGCAUCUCACUUCUCCACCCCCUCUCUCUUGACCUAUCGAAGGAUCUUGUAUGCAGAAUUAUCUCUUUUAGUCUGCUAUAUCUAUCUAUCUAUCUAUCUAUCUAUCUAUCUAUCUAUCUAUCCUAAUAAAUAUAAAACCAUCUAUCUAUCUAUCUAUCUAUCUAUCUAUCUAUCUAUCUAUCUAUCUAUCUAUCUAUCUAUCCGCUCAGCUAUAAAGCUAGUGACAUAUAGAAUAAAUAUAAAACCAUCUAUAUAUCUAUCUAUCUAUCUAUCUAUCUAUCUAUCUAUCUAUCUAUCUAUUUAUCUAUCUAUCCGCUCAGCUAUAAAGCUAGUGACAUAUAGAAUAAAUAUAAAACCCUCUAAAUAUUAUCUAUCUAUCUAUCUAUCUAUCUAUCUAUCUAUCUAUCUAUCUAUCUAUCUAUCUAUCCCUAUAAAGCUAGUGACAUAUAGAAUAAAUAUAAAACUCUAUCUAUCUAUCUAUCUAUCUAUCUAUCUAUCUAUCUAUCUAUCUAUCUAUCUAUCUAUCUAUCCGCUCAGCUAUAAAGCUACUAUAAAGCUAGUGACAUAUAGAAUAAAUAUAAAACCAUCUAUCUAUCUAUCUAUCUAUCUAUCUAUCUAUCUAUCUAUCUAUCUAUCUAUCUAUCCGCUCAGCUAUAAAGCUACUAUAAAGCUAGCGACAUAUAGAAUAAAUAUAAAACCCUCUAAAUAUUAUCUAUCUAUCUAUCUAUCUAUCUAUCUAUCUAUCUAUCUAUCUAUCCGCUCAGCUAUAAAGCUACUAGCGACAUAUAGAAUAAAUAUAAAACCCUCUAAAUAUUAUCUAUCUAUCUAUCUAUCUAUCUAUCUAUCUAUCUAUCUAUCUAUCCGCUCAGCUAUAAAGCUAGUGACAUAUAGAAUAAAUAUCUAUCUAUCUAUCUAUCUAUCUAUCUAUCUAUCUAUCUAUCUAUCUAUCUAUCUAUCUAUCUAUCCGCUCAGCUAUAAAGCUACUAUAAAGCUAUCAUAUAGAAUAAAUAUCUAUCUAUCUAUCUAUCUAUCUAUCUAUCUAUCUAUCUAUCUAUCUAUCUAUCCGCUCAGCUAUAAAGCUACUAUAAAGCUAGCGACAUAUAGAAUAAAUAUAAAACUCUAUAAAUAUUAUCUAUCUAUCUAUCUAUCUAUCUAUCUAUCUAUCCGUUCAGCUAUAAAGCUAGCGACAUAUAGAAUAAAUAUAAAACCCUCUAAAUAUUAUCUAUCUAUCUAUCUAUCUAUCUAUCUAUCUAUCUAUCUAUCUAUCUAUCUAUCCUUCCGCUCAGCUAUAAAGCUAGCGACAUAUAGAAUAAAUAUAAAACUCUAUAAAUAUUAUCUAUCUAUCUAUCUAUCUAUCUAUCUAUCUAUCUAUCUAUCCCUAGUGACAUAUAGAAUAAAUAUAAAACCCUCUAAAAUUAUCUAUUAUCUAUCUAUCUAUCUAUCUAUCUAUCUAUCUAUCUAUCUAUCUAUCCUUCCGCUCAGCUAUAAAGCUACUAUAAAGCUAGUGACAUAUAGAAUAAAUAUAAAACCCUCUAAAUAUUAUCUAUCUCUAUCUAUCUAUCUAUCUAUCUAUCUAUCUAUCCUAUCUAUCCGCUCAGCUAUAAAGCUAGUGACAUAUAGAAUAAAUCUAAAACUCUAUAAAUCUAUCUAUCUAUCUAUCUAUCUAUCUAUCUAUCUAUCUAUCUAUCUAUCUAUCCUUCCGCUCACUAUAAAGCUAGCGACAUAUAGAAUAAAUAUAAAACUCUAUAAAUAUUAUCUAUCUAUCUAUCUAUCUAUCUAUCUAUCUAUCUAUCUUAGUCUACUGUUCAUCAUCUAUCUAUCUAUCUAUCUAUCUAUCUAUCUAUCUAUCUAUCUAUCUAUCUAUCUAUCCUUCCGCUCAGCUAUAAAGCUAGCGACAUAUAGAAUAAAUAUAAAACUCUAUAAAUAUUAUCUGUCUAUCUAUCUAUCUAUCUAUCUAUCUAUCUAUCUAUCUAUCUUAACUAUACAUUUUCAACACACUUUGUACAUCUAUCUAUCUAUCUAUCUAUCUAUCUAUCUAUGCAGCCCGCUAAAGGUCAGGUAA
Molecule: messenger RNA, 2097 nt
Organism: Acanthosepion pharaonis
Lineage: Eukaryota; Metazoa; Mollusca; Cephalopoda; Sepiida; Sepiidae
Source: the annotation of a GenBank genome assembly